AUGAUAAGGUUGUAUAUUAAUAUGAUGUGCGAUUUGCCGUGUUUCAGGUCCGCCAUUAACUUUAAUCACGGUGACAAUAUAAUGAUCUUCCGCAAAUUACAUCUCAUAACAUAUCAAGGAAAGUCACACAAGAACUAUCUAAAUUUAACACACUAUUAUCUGAGUUUACUGCAUGGGUUUGCACCUGAACAUGUAGCUCAUGCCAUGAAAUGGAAUUCAACUUGCAAUACUAAUGGUGGACAGAACAAAAAUAACCCACAUGAUAUAGUGACGGAAUUUGUAGUGGGCGACACGAAGGAAGCCUUCUCUCAUUCAAGUGGGAAACUCACGGAAAAGAUGAUAAGAAUUCGAGGAUCCUCAGGAGGAAACCUUGCAGAAAUUGAAAAGCGCGCUGCAAAAGAGCUUAUGGGAGAAGAGUUCACCCCAGUUGUUGGGAAAGCUCACAGGUUUUUGCAGGAAGUAACAGACUGCUCACAAUAUUUAGUUUCAGAGUGCGAAAAUUUAUUUGUUAAGCACACAAAUCUUUCCAAAAUUAGAGUGCAUUCCGGGUUUGAAAAUUUCAAUAACGAUUUCAUGUAUAUCGGGAAUUACUUUGAAUAUGAAAAGGCUAUGAAAAACUUAUCCAAAAACCUGUCAAAAAUAUCGCGUAUACAAAAUAGAAAAUAUGCCAUCGACAUGAACGUUGGAGUUAACGUGUUGGAGCAAGAUAACUUCUCAAGUUAUACUAGUAUAGCCUAAGUUUUUCCACACAAUUGUUACAAAUAAUAUGAUUUUAAAAAUUUACGUUGGCAGAAGUAUAACACCAUUACAUACUAUUAUUAAUUAAUAAUACUUAUACCCUGAUUGAAAAAGUUAUGCACUAUGCGGGUAGAGCCGACAUUUAUUUUUUAUAGAACAUUUUAUUUCUCCUCACCAGAGCAAUAAAACUAUUUUUAAACAAGACAGUGUUUGCCAAAAAAAGAUUCACCAUCAAUCCGAAAAACUAUAAUUUUUCAGAGUUUUACGAAAUUUCGAUAAAAAUGUAAUUAUUUCAACCACACCCACACCCUGAAAUCGAAAUAACCAAAACCCAGAUUGAAUUUCUACCUUGCGGGUCCAUUUCAUACCUCAAAUUAUUUUUGCCGGCCGUAAGGAUAUUUUGAACACUGUGCGGCGG
Molecule: messenger RNA, 1156 nt
Organism: Folsomia candida
Lineage: Eukaryota; Metazoa; Arthropoda; Collembola; Entomobryomorpha; Isotomidae
Exons: 2
Coding region: 1-738 (245 amino acids)
Source: RefSeq, a predicted model, not a curated record